Messenger RNA from [Candida] anglica, 294 nucleotides. Lineage: Eukaryota; Fungi; Ascomycota; Pichiomycetes; Serinales; Debaryomycetaceae. The record is from the annotation of a GenBank genome assembly.
AUGUGUGUGUUUCAAAGAUCUCUUUGGACGAGCUCUAGGCUUUUAAAGAGAAGACCAGUUAAAGAUUUUCUUUCGCUUGAUGAAUGGUUAUUUAGAAAAGAGGUAUUUAAACUUUAUCGUAAUGUAGUGAGAGCUGCUUACAAGACACAUCAAAGAAAUGAAUUAUUAGCAUAUGCCAAGGCUGAAUUCAAACAGAAUAACAAUGCAUCUGAAUUGGCACAAAGAAAAUACUUGUUGAAUAUUGGAACUAAACAUUUUGAAGAUAUGAGUAAAAGCAUAGGAUUGGGAUCCUAG